CCCACCCACCGUCCCGGUUUCUGCGCUUUCUACGGCGACUGCGGGCGCAACCCCGAGAUCAACAUCUCCCUGGUGGCCUCGGGCAUCCCCUGCUUGGACAACAGCCCCGCCCGGGUGGCCACGGGGCCACUGCUGGCCCUCCUGCGCUCCGUCUGCCCCGAGCUGGUCAACCCCAACGGGACAACCCACGUCUGCUGCUCCCUCAAACAACUGGGCGACCUCCAGCUCAGCGUGGCCCUCUCGGGGACCGUCCUCUCCCGCUGUCCUUCCUGCGCCCGUAACUUCGCCAACAUCUACUGCCAGAACAUCUGCAGCCCCGACCAGAGUCUCUUCACCAACGUCACCCGCGUCACCACCCCCAGCGGGGCCACCAAUUCUUCCGCCUUGGCGGUGGUGGAGUACCAAUGUUUCUACCGGCGGAGCUUCGCCGACGCCGCCUUCACCUCCUGCCAAGGUGUGCGCUUGCCGGCCACGGGGGGCUACGCCAUCGACACCAUGUGUGGCCGCUACGGCCACCAACUCUGCACCACCCAACGCUGGUUGGACUUCCAAGGGGACAAGAACAACGGCCUGGCCCCUCUCCAGAUCGACUUCCAGCUGGUAGCCAACGGCUCCCAACCCGGGGAGGGCAUCCAACCCUUGGACGGUCGCGCUUGGGGUUGCCACCAGGCUCUGAGCCCCGAGGGCCAACCCUGCUCUUGCCAAGACUGCGCCCAAUCCUGCCCCCCUCUGCUGGCCCCCACUAGCCCACCGCCCCCCUUCCGCCUGGGCAACGCUGACGGGGCUCUGGUGGUCUGCGGGCUGCUCUUCGGCCUCUUGGCCAUCACCUUCCUCACCGUCCUUCUCUGCCGGCGCUGUAGGUCCAAGUCCACCCACCCCAAGCCCCAACCACCGCCGGCCGAUGGUUGCUGCAGGACGUUGAGCGACAGUAGCCACCGGCUACUAGCCUCUGCCUUCUGCUGGUGGGGCACCUGGGUGGCCGGUCACCCCGUGGUGGUGCUGGUGGUGGCCGUGGCGGUAGCCGGAGGGCUAGCUGGAGGGUUGGCCACCUUACGUCUCACCACCGACCCGGUGGAGCUGUGGUCGGCUCCCGGUAGCCGCGCUCGGCAAGAGAAAGCCUUUCACGACCAGCAUUUCGGGCCUUUCUUCCGAACCAACCAGAUCAUCGUGACGGCCCCCGGGCGACCGGGGAUGGGCUACGAGUCCGUCUUGUUUGGAGCCAAGAACUUCAGCGGGGUGCUGUCACGGGAGGUUCUGGAGGCCCUCUUGGAGCUGCAGGAAGAGUUAGCGGCCAUCAAGGUGGUGGCCCCGUCUUCGGGGAAGGAGGUGACGCUGAAGGACGUGUGUUACGCCCCCCUCAACCCCCAGGAGCCCACCUUGGAGGACUGUUGCGUCAACAGCGUCACCCAGUACUUCCAGAACAACGCCACCCGCCUGGCCAUGACGGCCACCCAGACCGACGGCAAGAAGACGGGCACGGCCGACUGGAGGGACCACCUCAUCUACUGCGUCAG
This is a messenger RNA of Calidris pugnax (ruff), 1514 nucleotides long. It is a transcript of the gene NPC1L1, whose product is annotated as NPC1-like 1. The annotation marks the transcript as partial. The record is from RefSeq and is a predicted model, not a curated record. Lineage: Eukaryota; Metazoa; Chordata; Aves; Charadriiformes; Scolopacidae. The transcript has 2 exons.